Messenger RNA from Merops nubicus (carmine bee-eater), 522 nucleotides. It is a transcript of the gene SIRT7, whose product is annotated as sirtuin 7. The transcript has 5 exons. The record is from RefSeq and is a predicted model, not a curated record. Gene Ontology annotation, molecular function: NAD+ binding. Lineage: Eukaryota; Metazoa; Chordata; Aves; Coraciiformes; Meropidae. The annotation marks the transcript as partial.
GCUGUGUGUUUUCCUCUCCUGAUAACGCAGGCAGCUUCGAUCCCCGACUACAGGGGCCCCAAUGGCAUAUGGACGUUGCUGCAGAAGGGCAGGAGCAUCAGGGCUACAGAUCUGAGCGAGGCAGAGCCCACGCUCACCCACAUGAGCAUCGCCUGCCUGCACAAGCACAACCUGGUGCAGCACGUGGUCUCUCAGAACUGUGACGGGCUGCACCUGCGGAGCGGGUUACCCCGAGCAGCAAUCUCUGAACUCCACGGAAACAUGUACAUAGAGGUCUGCACUUCCUGUACACCCAACAGAGAGUACGUGCGAGUGUUCGACGUGACGGAGCGCACGGCCCUGCACAGGCACCACACGGGCAGGACGUGCCACAAGUGCGGGGCACAGUUGAGAGACACAAUCGUCCACUUUGGGGAGAAGGGGACGUUGAGACAGCCCCUGAACUGGGAAGCAGCAACAGAAGCUGCGAGCAAAGCAGAUGUGAUUCUUUGUCUGGGUUCCAGCUUAAAGGUUCUGAAGAAG